Messenger RNA from Lonchura striata (white-rumped munia), 1822 nucleotides. RefSeq names its product melanin-concentrating hormone receptor 1. The record is from RefSeq and is a predicted model, not a curated record. Gene Ontology annotation, biological process: neuropeptide signaling pathway. Lineage: Eukaryota; Metazoa; Chordata; Aves; Passeriformes; Estrildidae. Gene Ontology annotation, cellular component: neuron projection; plasma membrane. Gene Ontology annotation, molecular function: melanin-concentrating hormone receptor activity; neuropeptide binding.
GCCCGGGAGGGCUCAGCCAUGCCCUCGGGGUGUGAUGCGAAGGGCACUGCCCAGCCCCCGUGUCCCCGCUCCGCGCCCGCGUUCCCUCCCACCGGCGGCGGCGAGGGAUGCUCGCCCCUGGCGUGUCUGCCCGAGUCAGCUGCUCCUUGAUGUCAGAACCUGCUCGGGCUCGGCGGGGCGGCGGCGGAACCGAGCUCAGCCGAGCCUCAGCCGCCGCUCGCCGGCUCUGGGACGGCUCCGUCCCCCUCAUCCCACCGCGGAGCCGCCCAGGGAACUUGUCCAACUUUCUCCGUCCCGGCUCCCGGCACUCUCUGCCAUGGCUCCCGGCAACUCUUCCCGCAACUUCUCGGUGCCGGAGGCUCGGAACGGCUCAGUAGCAGAGAAGCCAGCACCACACACCAACGUGAUCAUGCCCAGUCUCUUCAGCAUCAUCUGCUUCCUGGGCAUCAUGGGGAACCUCAUUGUGAUCUUCACUAUCGUCAAGAAGAAGAAGCUGAGAUGCAAACAGACCGUGCCUGAUAUUUUCAUCUUCAACCUCUCCAUCGUGGACCUCCUCUUCCUCUUGGGCAUGCCCUUCCUCAUCCACCAGCUCUUGGGCAAUGGCUCGUGGUACUUUGGAGCUCCCCUGUGCACCAUCAUCACCGCCCUGGACACAAACAGCCAGAUCACCAGCACCAACAUCCUCACAGUGAUGACACUGGACCGCUACCUGGCCACCGUCUACCCCCUCAAAUCCACCUACGUUCGGACGCCGUGCGUCGCGGCUCUCGUCAUCUGCCUGGUGUGGCUCCUGUCCUUCCUCACCAUCAUUCCCGUGUGGAUGUACGCAGGCCUCAUGCCCCUGGAGGACGGGACUGUGCGCUGUGCUCUCCUGCUCCCCAACCCAGAGACCGACAUCUACUGGUUCACCCUCUACCAGUUCAUGCUGGCCUUUGCUGUGCCCUUGGUCAUCAUCUGCGUGGUCUAUUUCAAGAUCCUCCAGCACAUGGCCACCACCGUGGUCCCGCUGCCGCAGAGGAGUCUCCGGGUGCGUACGAAGAAGGUCACCCGGAUGGCAGUCGCCAUCUGUUCCGCCUUUUUUAUUUGCUGGGCUCCUUUCUACAUCCUCCAGCUUGUCCACCUGGGCAUUGACACCCCAUCCAUGGCCUUCUUUUAUGCCUACAACUUCGCCAUUAGCUUGGGCUACGCCAACAGCUGCCUCAACCCCUUCCUCUACAUCGCCCUCAGCGAGACCUUCAAGCGCCAGUUCUUGGUGGCCAUUCGCCCUGCCAAAGAGCCCUGUCGCAACAGCAGCUCUGCCAACAACAACAGCAUGACAGAGGCCAGUGUGUGCCUGAAGCUGGCGCCAGAAUCCACCCAGCAGACUCAGUUUCAGGAGGACUUUUCCCCACGCUCACUGCCGGUGACUGUGGCUGUCCACUAGGGCACUCUGAAGGGAGGGCAGCAGAAAGCCUCUGGAUCUGUGAUUUGAUGGAGGAGCAGCAGCUUCAGCCAGGUCUUGGAGAUGCCUAUGGACUACAAACUUCCACCUCCAAAAUGCAGGUGCCUCUCUUUUCCAUCACUCUGUCCCUGAACUGCUCCCGGCCUAUGAGAUGCUGUGUGCUGCCGCUUUUCACCCUGCUCAGGAGGACUUUGCCACCAUUGGGCCCCCAAAGAGGAUGAAUGGAAAAGAGAGAAAGGAGAGAAAGAGAAUUUCCAGGGGGAAUAUUCACCUUAGAAGAGUAAAACCUCUAUCAACACUGCCCAACAAGUCCUCACCUCUUGGCCUGACCAGGGUUCCUAAGCAGCUUGUCAACAUAGAGCUUCUUCAUUCAAAACUUGA